AAAUUACCCAUAGCAAUGGAAAAAAAUUACUUCAUGGUGGCAAGAUCCAAUGGCCAUUGGAGCAGUACCUAUAAUACCGUCUCUAUACCUUCAUGCAGUGGAUAUUCUCACACAUACUCCGUAGAGUUUCUGGUCUUCCAUCGUCUUCUGUUUCACUCUGAAGACAGAGAUUCGGUUCGUUGCGUUGAGCUUUUGAUAGAUUAUUUCCCAGGGCUUCUUAUGGAGAUGGCACCGAAUGACACUUUGCAGAACUCGACUAGUUCUUCAAAUGAUGUGGAUCAUCAUCAUGAUAAUACGGUUCCAGAUGUCUUGAAUCAUGGUGGCACUGCAAAAGAGCAUGAGGUUGGUGAGGAAGAAAUUAGAGGCAUACUGGAGGUUAUUGCAUCCUGUGGGAAAUUCUGGCAUGAUUGGGACAAGUUAAAGAGCAUCCUAUCCUUUCAGCUGAAGCAGGUCCUGUCAGAGUAUCCUGAGGCAAAGAUGACAAAAGAGGAGCAAAUUACUUCUUUAGGAGAAACCUUUUCAGAGCUGGUGAAAAGAUUGGAUGAAGCUCUUCAUAAUUUUGUUGAAGGUCCCCCAUUUACACUUCAAAGGUUAUGCGAGAUCCUCCUGGAUGCACAAGGCAUUUAUCCGAAUCUUUCAAAGCUUGCUUUAGCACUUGAAAAGAAUCUGUUGGUAACUUCGAUGCUGAGCAUUUCUACUGAUCCAUAUCCACCAUCAACGAUCCAACAAUUGAAUGAACCAGUCAGAGCAAAUGAAGAACCACAGCUGCAUUCUAAUUCUGUGCAGAAUGGGGUAGAAUCUAUGGUAAGUGACAGGGAUGAAGAAAUGACAGAGGUAGGGGAGGCUGAUAUUAACGAUGAUAUGACCAUUGACAUGGAAGCUUUUGAAGAUAUAGUUGGAUCUGGAUCGUCAGAAUCAGAUACGGUACCAACCAAUAAUUCCUAGGCCUCCAGCAAUUUAGAAAAAGCAUAUUACCUCACCUCUACAGAGCUCUUAUGGGGUGCGAUGUGGAAGACCUGAUUUCGACUGGCAAUGUGAUUGGUCCCUUGACAUGCGAUCGUGGGUCUUGGUAAACCAUCAAAGUAAGGAGUGAUGAAAAGGUUUCAUAGAAUCACAAUGAUUCCUAUAUGUGUUAGUAUUUUUGCAUUUUGUUCAUACAAUCACUACUAUUUGAUCGAGGAACAAUUGGCUUGUGAGCAUUUUUGCAUUUUUACUGCUGUAGCAAUUUUUCACAAAACCAUUUACCUAGUUUCGUUGAAUGAAGAUGCAAGAAUAUAUAAAAGGUACAUAGUUUGUGAA
Molecule: messenger RNA, 1299 nt
Organism: Ziziphus jujuba (common jujube)
Lineage: Eukaryota; Viridiplantae; Streptophyta; Magnoliopsida; Rosales; Rhamnaceae
Exons: 8
Coding region: 16-945 (309 amino acids)
Biological process (GO): protein dephosphorylation
Cellular component (GO): protein phosphatase 4 complex; nucleus; cytoplasm
Molecular function (GO): protein phosphatase regulator activity
Source: RefSeq, a predicted model, not a curated record